This is a messenger RNA of Durusdinium trenchii, 1512 nucleotides long. NCBI's taxonomy places the organism in Eukaryota, Dinophyceae, Suessiales, Symbiodiniaceae. The record is from the annotation of a GenBank genome assembly.
AGCCGUGGCUCGAGAUUCAGUCAUGGCUUCCCAAAUGGCUGGUGAGGAAGAUGGUGACGCCAUCAGAUUGUUAGAUCCUGAGCCCAUGGAAGGCGAAGCUGUGCCCAGAAGCUGGCGCAGAGCCAUCACAGUUCUGACGCUAGGCUGUGCUGCUGCGCUUUUGCUAGGCACAAUCGGCCUUCGACACCGGCAUGUGGGCUUCCUCCAAGGACUUCGGCGAAAUGUCGACUUGGCGCCUGCCUUCAUCUCGCUCCAGUCAGUCUUUGCAGUGGAUGCAAGCAGCGACGACAGCAGCAUGGAGUUCAUGGAUGCUGUAGCCGGGCUGUCCGGCAUACCCUACACGCCUGCUCAGCUGCAGACCAAGCGGGACGAGUGGAGGAACCCCACGGUGACGGAGCUGCCGAGCGUGAACGUGACCCCUCCGCCCACGCAGCAGAGGGCCACGCUGAACAGCAACGAUUGCUUGAGGGGUGAGGAGUAUUUUGCAGGGGCCUGCUAUGCCAAUUGCAGUAACUUGACGGCUGGGCAGUUUCCCAUCAGAUCGAGUCCAAACACCUGUUGCAAGCGAGAACCAUGCAUCUUUCCUAGUCUUUUGUCAUUCUCUGGGUACUUCGUUUGCAUGGGCUAUGGAGUAGAUAGCAGAGGUGCUUGCCCUAGACAGCCGGGCAAGUGCAACAGCGAUGAGGAGCUUUUUGAGGGCCAAUGCUACAGACAAUGUGGAACACUCACGCAAAAUGAGUAUCCUUACCGCACAGGUCCAUUGAGUUGCUGCAAGUUUGAACCACCUUGCUUCAACCUCUUCAACAUCAAGUCGGAGGGCAUCGGCCCCUGCAGCGGAUACAACGUUGGUGGCAUUAGCCAUGACUGCCCGUGCCACAGAGAUGAUGAGAACACCGGGUACGAGUUGUUUCUGUUUUUUUCCCGAAAGAAUAGCCGUUUGCAUGAUGAACUCGUACUUCGAUGGAUUAGACCUGACCAGUGACCUGACCCGUGGCACCGUUUCGACCAACUCCCACGUUUGAUCGACCAAUGGUCAGGGCCAAGCCGGCCAAGCAAAAAUCUGACGAAUUCUUCUUACACAUAUCGUUGGUGUUGGCCGAGCCAUGUUUUCUUGCGACGCGGCCCAGUUUCUGGAAGGAUAUAUAGCUUCUCUCACAAAAACAUUAACAGAGUCUCACAUCAAGAAGUGCGCAGAAAGAGGACCUUUGGGCAAUGACAAGUAAUUGCCACGGUACUUGGGUAUGGCUCAAGAAUUGUGUACCCAAAAAUAUGAAAAGUAAUCAAGCAACUGCAUUGGUCCGUAUGAGGUUCACACUUUUUGAAACCCACUCGAGGCGCCCAUGACCCUCAAGUGUGAGCACGCCAGUGGGGCGAGGAUUGGCAGAGGAGGCUUCUUUGCGGGGCGGGAGAACAUGUCCCAUUCACGGCUUGUUACCCCAGCAGCAAAAAUGGUUUUUGGACACCUGGGGCCCGGACAAGGAAACAUCAUCAACAUGUUGUAUCAAUGAUUUG